This is a messenger RNA of Panonychus citri (citrus red mite), 1787 nucleotides long. RefSeq names its product activator of 90 kDa heat shock protein ATPase homolog 1-like. Gene Ontology annotation, cellular component: cytosol. Gene Ontology annotation, biological process: protein folding; positive regulation of ATP-dependent activity. Gene Ontology annotation, molecular function: protein-folding chaperone binding; ATPase activator activity. The record is from RefSeq and is a predicted model, not a curated record. NCBI's taxonomy places the organism in Eukaryota, Metazoa, Arthropoda, Arachnida, Trombidiformes, Tetranychidae.
UCUAUUAAAGCGACACCUUCAGGUUGCGGGAAAAAUCUAGAAAAUUGGUUCUCUUCUUUAUCCUUUUGUUUUGUUUCUCUGCUCUUUUCGUUUAAUUUAAUUAAAUUAUCACCUUUUUGUUUAAAUUUGAUCAUUUGAUUAUUUUGAUUGUUACACCAACACCUAAUUAACUUGGAUUUAAAUCAUGGCUAAACCAGGGGAAGCGGAUCCAAGAUGGAUUGUUGAAGAGAGACCUGAUGCUGCUAAUGUGAACAAUUGGCAUUGGACUGAAAAAAAUGCCACCGAAUGGUCCAAGAAUAAGAUCAAAAGUCUACUCGAACAAUUAAUCAUCGAUGAACCUGGUUUAGGAUCUUGUAAGAUAACUGAGGUGACCAGUAUGGAAGGAGAAGCUUUUGCAAACAAUCGUAAAGCAAAGCUUAUUUUCUUUUAUGAAUGGGUAAUCAAAGCUAAAUGGGAAGGCAAUUUAAAUGGAUCAUCAUCGGAAAAAGCUAUUGAAGGUGAAAUUGAAAUACCCAAUCUAUCAGAGGAAAAUGAUCCUGAAGAAAUUGAUGUGCAAGUUAUUGUAAAAAAGGGUGAAAAUACUGUGGAUGGUGAUGCACUUAAAGGAUUGAUGAGGCACAAAGGAACCGAUCUGAUCAGGGAGAAGCUCACUGAUUAUAUUAAGGAAUUGAAAGAAGAUUUUGCUAAAGAUUUAAUUUUACCUACUAAAGAUUCCUCGAAAUCAGGAGAAAGUGUCAUCAAACAUUCUGGAAAAUCUCAAGUGAAAGCAAAUUCAGCCAAACUCAAUGGAAUUAACAUGAACAAGAAAAAUGAUGAAAUGAAGGCUUCAUCUGACUUCAAGUCACUUAAAAUCUCCGACAAGAUGAAAUGUCGAGCGGAAGAAAUUUUCAAUUCCUUUACUCAACGUGAAUUAGUUUCAGCUUUCACUCGAGGAGAUGCUCUCGUUGAACCUCAUGAAGGUGGAAAAUUCAGUUUAUUUGAUGGAAAUAUAACUGGUACGUUUACCAAAUUGGUUCCAAAUUCAAGUAUUUCACAAAAAUGGAUUCAAGGUUGGCCUGAAGGUCAUUUCUCAAUUGUAAAUAUAAAUUUUGACGAAAAAUCUGAUGAGACAAUAAUCUACGUUGAACAAACCGGAAUUCCAAGUACCGAUUUUGAAAGAACCGAAACAGGAUGGAAAACUUAUUACUUUGAAUCAAUCAAGAGAACCUUUGGAUUCGGUGCUGCUCUUUAUUAAUGACAAUUUAUUGAUUAAUCUUCUUCAUUGGUCACUUCAAACAAAAUCGAAAUCUUUUUCCUUCUUCCGAUAAAUCUGUUGAUACGAUAAUCUGCUUGGAAUCUUUUCACAUUAACAAUUUAUCUCUAGGCCUCUCUCUCUCUGCAAUCGAUGAUUAAUCCAUGUCUUCUUUACUCUACCAUUACCAAUAAUCCUCCUCUUCUGCAAUUUAACCUUUGCCACCAUCAGAACUUGAUCAUGAUUGAAUUUAUCAAAUCAAUAUUCUCGUCAUAACAAGUAACCUUAAGACCAUGGACCGAAAGAUCAGAACAACUGAUUUGAUCAUCUACCAGUAGCAAUAACUUUCGACAGAGAAAUUGUUUUUAAUCUAAACAACCCAAAUGCGCAAUUGAACAAUUACAACAACUAAUUAACAAUUAAUUUUGUUCCAUUUAAAUUGAAAACUGGUUAAAAUGAAACUAAAUCGGUGUAAAUCCAAUCCACUUUAAUCCAGAAAAGAGUUAAUCAAUUGAUGAGGGAAAAUAAAUUCAUAUUUUCAAUUUUUCGAAUCAAA